AUGGCGGAAGGAGUUUCGGGCGGCGGCGGCGAGGGGCUGCCAUUCCGCCGGGGCAUCCGUCUGCUGGACAGCGGCUCGGUGGAGAACGUGCUGCAAGUCGGCUUCCAUCUCAGUGGCACAGUAACUGAAGCAGCAACUACUUCUGAACCAGCAGUGACUUACAAAGUUGCAAUCAGUUUUGAUCGAUGCAAAAUCACUUCAGUGACAUGUGGCUGUGGGAACAAAGACAUAUUCUACUGUGCUCAUGUGGUAGCACUCUCACUAUACAGGAUCCGUAAACCAGACCAAGUCAAAUUGCGUCUUCCUAUCUCAGAAACCCUUUUCCAGAUGAAUAGGGACCAGCUACAAAAGUUUAUUCAAUAUUUAAUCACGGCACACCACACUGAAGUUCUUCCUACUGCACAGAAACUGGCAGAUGAGAUUCUGUCCUCCAACUCCGAAAUCAACCAAGUGAAUGGUGCCCCUGACCCCACAGCUGGGGCCAGCAUUGAUGAUGAGAACUGUUGGCAUUUGGAUGAAGAACAGGUGAAAGAACAAGUGAAGCUCUUUCUCUCCCAGGGUGGUUACUAUGGCUCUGGAAAGCAACUCAAUUCAAUGUUUGCCAAGGUUCGAGAGAUGCUGCGGAUGAGGGAUUCCAAUGGAGCCAGGAUGCUGACGCUGAUAACUGAGCAGUUUAUGGCCGACCCACGACUCACACUCUGGAGGCAGCAAGGAACAAGCAUGACAGAUAAGUGCAGGCAACUCUGGGAUGAGUUAGGGGCCUUAUGGGUGUGCAUCAUUUUAAAUCCACAUUGCAAACUGGAGGAAAAGUCCUGUUGGCUACAGCAGCUGCAGAAGUGGAGUGACCUGGAUGUCUGUCCCCUGGAGGAUGGGAACUAUGGGCAUGAGCUGCCCAACAUCACCAAUGCACUUCCCCAGAAUGCCAGUCACAGCCCAGACUCCUUAUCCAGACCAAGACGAACAGUGUUCACUAGAGCCAUCGAGGGCCGUGAAUUACAUUGGCAGGACAGCCACUUACAGCGAAUAAUAAGCAGCGAUAUAUAUACCGCUCCUGCCUGCCAGCAGGAAAGUGAGAGACUACUGUUUAAUUCCCAAGGCCAGCCACUGUGGCUUGAGCAUGUGCCUACAGCCUGUGCUCGGGUCGAUGCUCUGCGCUCUCAUGGUUAUCCAAAAGAGGCCCUCAGACUCACGGUGGCCAUUAUCAAUACUCUGAGGUUGCAGCAGCAACGGCAGCUGGAAAUCUACAAGCAUCAGAAGAAAGAACUGUUACAGAGAGGAAACACAACCAUCACAAACCUGGAAGGCUGGGUGGGCCACCCUCUGGAUCCCAUUGGCUGCCUGUUUCUCACUUUGACUGAGGCCUGUCGUCUGAACGAUGAUGGCUAUCUGGAAGUGUCAGAUAUGAAUGAAAGCAGACCCCCUGUGUACCAGCAUGUACCUGUGGCUACAGGCUGCCCAAACAGCCAUGAGUCCUACUUGUCAUUGGCUCUGGAAGUUGCUCUGAUGGGGAUGGGUCAACAGAGGGUGAUGCCUGAAGGCCUCUACGCACAGGACAAGGUGUGCCGUAACGAGGAGCAACUCCUGAGUCGACUUCAGGAGCUGCAGCUGGAUGAAGAACUAGUGCAAACACUGCAGAAACAGUGCGUCUUACUACUGGAAGGAGGCCCCUUCAGUGGUCUAGGAGAAGUCAUUCACCGAGAGAGUGUUCCCAUGCAUACCUUUGCCAAGUAUUUGUUCUCAGCUCUGCUGCCUCAUGAUCCAGACCUGUCCUAUAAAUUAGCCUUACGUGCCAUGAGGUUACCUGUUCUAGAAAACUCAACUUCUACAGGCGACACUUCUCACCCUCACCAUUUGGUGUCUGUGGUGCCCAGCCGUUAUCCUCGCUGGUUCACGCUUGGACACUUGGAAUCACAGCAAUGUGAACUGGCCUCCACCAUGCUGACUGCUGCCAAAGGGGACACUCUGAGGCUCCGAACAAUUCUGGAAGCAAUACAGAAGCACAUCCAUUCUUCCUCCCUCAUCUUCAAACUGGCCCAAGAUGCAUUCAAGAUUGCCACUCCCACAGACAGUAGUACUGACAGCACCCUGCUCAACGUGGCUUUGGAGCUGGGGUUACAGGUGAUGAGGAUGACCUUAUCAACUCUUAACUGGAGGCGCCGGGAGAUGGUGCGGUGGCUGGUGACAUGUGCUACAGAAGUGGGUGUGCGGGCCCUGGUGAGCAUUUUGCAGAGCUGGUACACACUCUUCACCCCCACCGAGGCAACUAGCAUUGUGGCUGCCACAGCUGUAUCCCACACCACUGUCCUGCGCCUCAGUCUUGACUAUCCACAGCGGGAGGAGCUGGCUAGCUGUGCUCGCACACUGGCCCUACAGUGUGCCAUGAAGGAUCCACAGAGCUGUGCCCUGUCAGCCCUUACACUCUGUGAGAAAGACCACAUCGCCUUUGAGGCAGCCUACCAGAUCGCCAUUGAUGCUGCCACGGGUGGCAUGACUCAUUCACAACUGUUCACCAUUGCCCGCUACAUGGAGCUCCGUGGCUACCCGCUACGUGCCUUCAAGUUGGCCUCGCUGGCCAUGAGCCAUCUCAACCUGGCCUACAACCAGGAUACUCAUCCAGCCAUCAACGAUGUGCUCUGGGCGUGUGCUCUCAGCCACUCUCUGGGCAAGAAUGAGCUGGCAGCCCUCAUCCCGCUGGUGGUGAAGAGUGUGCACUGUGCCACAGUGCUUUCAGACAUCUUGCGGCGCUGUACAGUGACGGCACCGGGCCUGGCUGGCAUCCCAGGCCGCCGCAGCUCUGGGAAGCUCAUGUCCACCGACAAAGCUCCACUGCGCCAGUUGCUGGAUGCCACCAUCAAUGCCUACAUCAACACGACACACUCCCGCCUGACACACAUCAGCCCUCGUCACUACGGAGAGUUCAUUGAGUUCCUGAGCAAGGCUCGGGAGACCUUUCUGCUGCCCCAGGAUGGCCACCUGCAGUUUGCCCAAUUCAUCGACAACCUUAAGCAAAUCUACAAAGGCAAGAAGAAGCUGAUGCUGCUGGUGAGAGAGCGCUUUGGCUGAGAAAGCGGACAGCUCACUGCGGGGGCAGCCUGGGCUCCCAGGUACCACAGGUCAGGCCAAGGAUACUGAAACAUUUGUCCACCCUGAGAGGACUCUGAGCGCCUGUGGCUGAAGCCAAAGCACCACAGGGCCAAGCAUGGGAGAGUCCAACUCUAGCCAAUAUGCCUUCCUUGGCAAGGUUCCCACUACAGGCCACUGUUCCUGAAGGAGCUGGGCCCUGCAGAUUGAUCAGAAACCCCACAACAUGCCACCUCACGCCCCUAUAUCCUGCGUGUCCUGGGCAUUGGCCCGCUCUCCCUUGGCAAACACAGAACACUGUUCCGUCUCAGGGAUUGCUUAACCAGA
Molecule: messenger RNA, 3408 nt
Organism: Ailuropoda melanoleuca (giant panda)
Lineage: Eukaryota; Metazoa; Chordata; Mammalia; Carnivora; Ursidae
Gene: ZSWIM5
Product: zinc finger SWIM-type containing 5
Exons: 15
Coding region: 1-3063 (1020 amino acids)
Cellular component (GO): Cul2-RING ubiquitin ligase complex
Molecular function (GO): zinc ion binding
Source: RefSeq, a predicted model, not a curated record